CACAGAGCCGAGUGAAGUUGAGUGAGUCACUCGCGCGCACGGACAGACGACACCCCGCGCGCGCACCCGCUCGGGCCAGGAGCCGGCCUCCUGCGCAGCUCCCCUCGGCCGCCGGGGGCCUCCGCCGGCUGUAGGCCCCCCUCCUCUGGGCCAGCCGGCGCCACAUCUGGACGGCACAUCUGCCCGGCCCUCCAGGCGCGGGGUUCCCAUAGGGCGCGGCGUGGACGCGCAGCCGAGGGCUCUGGGGAGGCGCCGUCCGCUGCGCUCCGGGCUCGGUCUAUGACGAGCGGCGGGGUCUGCCAUGGGUCGGGGGCUGCUCAGGGGCCUGUGGCCGCUGCACUUCGUCCUGUGGACACGCAUCGCCUGCACGAUCCCACCGCACGUUCAGAAGUCGGAUGUGGAAUUGGAGGCCCAGAAAGAUGAAGCCACCUACCCAAGCUGUAAUGGGACCAUUCAUCCACUGAGACAUUUUAAUAAUGACAUGAUGGUCACCGACAACAAUGGUGCUGUCAAGUUUCCGCAACUCUGCAAGUUUUGUGACGUGAGGUCUUCCACCUGCGACAAUCAGAGGUCCUGCAUGAGCAACUGCAGCAUCACAUCCAUCUGCGAGAAGCCGCACGAAGUCUGUGUGGCCGUCUGGAGGAAGAAUGAUGAAAACAUAACGCUGGAGACUGUGUGUCAUGACCCCAAGCUCGCCUAUCAUGGAUUCAUGCUGGAAGAUUCGGCCUCUCCAAAGUGUAUCAUGAAGGAGAAGAAGGUGUUUGGCGAGACUUUCUUCAUGUGUUCCUGUAAUACUGAUGAAUGCAAUGACCACAUCAUCUUCUCAGAGGAAUAUACCACCAGCAGUCCUGACCUGUUGCUAGUGAUAUUCCAAGUGACAGGUGUCAGCCUUCUGCCACCCCUGGUAAUCGCCAUAGCCGUCAUCAUCAUCUUCUACUGCUACCGUGUCCACCGGCAACAGAAGCUGAGCCCCUCCUGGGAAACCAGCAAGCCGCGGAAGCUCAUGGAGUUUAGCGAGCACUGCGCCAUCAUUCUGGAAGAUGACCGCUCUGACAUCAGCUCCACGUGUGCCAACAACAUCAACCACAACACGGAGCUGCUGCCCAUUGAGCUGGACACCCUGGUGGGUAAAGGUCGCUUCGCCGAGGUCUAUAAGGCCAAACUGAGGCAGAAUACGUCUGAGCAGUUUGAGACUGUGGCUGUCAAGAUCUUUCCCUAUGAGGAGUAUGCCUCCUGGAAGACAGAGAAGGACAUCUUCUCAGAUAUCAACCUGAAGCAUGAGAAUAUCCUGCAGUUCCUGACAGCCGAGGAGCGCAAGACCGAGCUAGGGAAGCAGUACUGGCUCAUCACCGCCUUCCAUGCCAAAGGCAACUUGCAGGAAUACCUCACUCGGCAUGUCAUCAGCUGGGAGGAUCUGCGCAAGCUGGGUAGCUCGCUGGCCCGGGGCAUUGCCCACCUCCACAGUGACCACACCCCCUGUGGGAGGCCCAAGAUGCCCAUUGUCCAUCGGGACCUUAAGAGCUCCAAUAUCCUGGUGAAGAACGACCUGACCUGCUGCCUCUGUGACUUUGGGCUCUCCCUCCGCCUCGAUCCUACCUUGUCUGUGGAUGACCUGGCUAACAGUGGGCAGGUGGGGACUGCAAGAUACAUGGCUCCCGAAGUGCUAGAAUCCAGGAUGAACCUGGAAAAUGUGGAGUCCUUCAAACAGACUGAUGUCUACUCCAUGGCGCUGGUGCUCUGGGAAAUGACGUCUCGCUGCAAUGCCGUUGGGGAGGUCAAAGACUACGAGCCUCCAUUUGGUUCCAAGGUGCGGGAGCACCCCUGUGUGGAGAGCAUGAAGGACAACGUGUUGAGAGAUCGAGGCCGACCAGAAAUUCCCAGCUUCUGGCUCAACCACCAGGGCAUACAGAUGGUGUGUGAGACGCUGACCGAGUGCUGGGACCAUGACCCAGAGGCCCGUCUCACAGCUCAGUGUGUGGCUGAACGCUUCAGCGAGUUGGAGUACCUGGACAGACUCUCUGGAAGGAGCUGCUCUGAGGAGAAGAUUCCCGAAGAUGGCUCGUUGAACACUACCAAAUAGCUCCACUGGCAACAGACUGGGCCACAUCCAAAGAGGCCACUGCUCUCACCGAAGAACAGAAGCAGCAAGAAGCUGCUCCAGAAUGGAUCAAGGCUUCCUGGAAAAUCAAGGGGAUCACUCCCCUCCCUGCCAGCUGGGGCGGAUGAGCAGAAAGUACAGUGGCAGGGAGCAGAUGACGUAAAGCAUUCUAUACCUUUGGCACCGUCAUAGGAUAAGCUGUGUUAGCACUUCCUCAGGAAAUAAGAUUGAUCUUAUUAUUUUUUUUACAAUAGCCAAUAACAUUUGCACUUUAUUAAUGCCUGUACAUAAAUAUGGAAUAGCUAUGUUUUAUAUAUAUCUAUAUAUGUCUAUAUCUAUAUAUCUAUAUAUAUAUAUCUAUAUAUAUAUAUAUAUAGCCAUACUCUGAAAAGAGAAAGAUCGAAGAUUCCCAGGAAACUGGUGGGGGUUUUUUUUGUUUGUUUUUUGUUUAAUUUUGUUUUGUUUUGAGAGCUCCAGAUUGAGCGAGGAAGAAAGGGAUGUGACAGCAUCAGCACUUGACAAUCAUUCAUGUAGGGCUCCCCCGCCUAUGAAGUGGGGGUCCUCGUGUGGGGGGACAUGCUGUGUCUCUUGGACACACUUCGGCCCACAUUACACUUGCUGUUGCCAUCAUGAAUGCCCCUGGCAUGGGGGUUCUCUUUCAUCCCUGGAGCUAAGUACAGUCGCACUGUUUAGGGAAUGUGUUGCGGGGGUUCCUGUGUGCCAUUGUUUCUCCCGGAGUUUGCAUUUGAGCUCCAAGCCCCACUCCCAUAGGAUUUGUGGAGCUCUGCUCCCAUCUCUAUACAUUUUAAUGGUUUGAUCUCCACACUUGUUGCCCCAAUGGUCACCUUCAUAGAGUACAGAACAAUCAGGGCAAGAUUCCUCAGCCAUGAACUUGCCACUGCAUCUACUAAGAAGAGUGUUCAUUGUGUAGAUUCCCUCUCUGCCUGUUCCUAGUCCCUGCUCUCAGGUUGCUGCCUUCCAUGAGAAGGAGCAGCCUCCCCACCAGCACCAACCCCCAAGCCAGCAACUUGCUGUGUCUAGUUUUUCACCACCCCUCCCUUGGCUUGAGUCUCCAGCUUUCUAUCCUAGGAGCCGCGGAUCCCAUCUUCCUGAGCUCUCGAAUGCUCCUACAGGUUUUGGCUCAGUGGAAAGGAUUCUAGUAACACAAUCCUACCACUGUGAGGACUGUGUCCUCGGGUAAGCUGAACAUAGGUUUGGCUCAGCCAGCUAAAAAAAAAAAAAAAAAAGGUUGAGCCACUUUUGAAAUGUUUGUAGCGUCUUGCAGUUGAGCCUGGAUCCCAGGUAAGGGUAGCUAAUGGUUUCCAGGGCUCUGCAGUACACAUUGUUCAUGAAAUGAAGUUUUGGACACAUUGAAAAAAAGCUGCUUCUCUUCUUGCUCUAAGCAUCUAUCCCCUAGACUAGGUCUUUGACCUUGUCUCUCACCAAAGACUCUUGUGAGAAAUGUACACUUAAACAGUUAUUCUCUGACUACAUAUUAGCAUUUUGUCUAUCUGAAUUUAAAAUUUGACAUUGGCCUUUGAUUGGACUCAAGGGGACUUCAUCACGUGGUCCCAGUUAGCCCAAGGUUCCUUUGGGUUUCUCCCUCUGCACUGAGGAGGCCAAUGCUUUCCCCAUCACUGCAAGAGAGGAUGGCCAGUGAGGACUUGAGUGUGGGACCCCAGCAUCCCACCUACACGUAGGGAAUCUGUGUGUGUCCGCAUGGACGGGAAUGAAGAAGGAGCUUCCGUACUCCAUAGGAAACUUGUUAACUCCACAAACAAGCGUGAAUGCUGCGAGUAAGGAUCUCUUCUGUUGUUUCUUGUGUUUAAAGCUACUUAUCUUCAGCCAGAUGGGGAUACUAGGGAGUGCCUGGGGGUUGCGGAAGGCUUCCUCUCAUGGAGGUUUCAGAUUGCGUGAAAUGGUGGGACUUUCCGUGCCCUGCUGCGUGCUGCAGUAACACCAGGGGAGAGCCCUUAGGUUCCCCUGGCACCCAGGGGCUUAUUGGUGCCUUCCCAAUAGCUGUUGCUCAUUGACCUCUAGUGGUGGAUGUCUGGAAUACUGGUCCAUGCAUGGAAUCUUGCGAGAUGGGAGCGCCUUCACCACUUCUGGGGCAUCAUCAGCUUAAACUGGAACGUGGUGUUCGAUGAUACUGUGGCUUGUCUUAUGUUGUUUUUCUUACUCAAGAGAAAAGACCAAGGAAUAACAUUCUGUAGUUCCUAAAGAUACUGACUUUGUUUUUCUUUUUACUGUUCUAUGUAAAGGGAAAGUUUUAUUCUUUUAUGGAACACUUAAGCCAUGUUCAUGUAUUAAAAUAGGAAUGUGAAUGCUAUAUACUCUUUUAUAUCAGAAGUCUUGAGCACUUAUUUUCAUUCUAUGCAUUGUUUGUCUUUUAUAUCCAUAAAAAUGUUUAUUAGAUUGAAUAAAGCAAAAAGACUCAGGUGAA
Messenger RNA from Ochotona curzoniae (black-lipped pika), 4541 nucleotides. It is a transcript of the gene TGFBR2, whose product is annotated as transforming growth factor beta receptor 2. Bases 302 to 2080 code for a protein of 592 amino acids. The record is from RefSeq and is a predicted model, not a curated record. The transcript is spliced from 8 exons. Gene Ontology annotation, biological process: cellular response to growth factor stimulus; heart development; transforming growth factor beta receptor signaling pathway. Gene Ontology annotation, cellular component: plasma membrane; signaling receptor complex. Lineage: Eukaryota; Metazoa; Chordata; Mammalia; Lagomorpha; Ochotonidae. Gene Ontology annotation, molecular function: SMAD binding; activin receptor activity; type I transforming growth factor beta receptor binding.